AUGGACGACUAUGUCAAGAACAUGUUGGAAGAUUUUCCUGUCAAGUUCAACAAGGAUUCAAAGCAGGAAACACCAGCUGGUAACGAUUUACUGGAAGCUGGGAAAGGAAAGUU
Molecule: messenger RNA, 113 nt
Organism: Cylindrotheca closterium
Lineage: Eukaryota; Bacillariophyta; Bacillariophyceae; Bacillariales; Bacillariaceae
Source: the annotation of a GenBank genome assembly